Messenger RNA from Fusarium oxysporum Fo47, 1710 nucleotides. Its product is annotated as Zn(II)2Cys6 transcription factor. NCBI's taxonomy places the organism in Eukaryota, Fungi, Ascomycota, Sordariomycetes, Hypocreales, Nectriaceae. Bases 268 to 1710 code for a protein of 480 amino acids. Gene Ontology annotation, molecular function: zinc ion binding; DNA-binding transcription factor activity, RNA polymerase II-specific. The record is from RefSeq and is a predicted model, not a curated record. The transcript has a single exon. Gene Ontology annotation, biological process: regulation of DNA-templated transcription.
UUCUCUGUUGGUUCUUGACUCAGUCGCUCUCUUGUCCCUUGACAUUUGAGUUACAUCCUAUCGCUUGCGGGAAUUUUUCGUUUCUUUCGUCUUAUUUUUCUUAUCUUUUCGUUACCUCAUCCCAAGGAAACUUACUCCCGUUGCGGUACCCUCGACCCACGCACGUGCGCGAUUAUCGAUCCUUUAUCUCUCCCACUGUAUCCAUACCUGUACUGUACACUACUCAGAUAAACACAGUAGACGUGUCUUAUCUGAGGCUAAGUAUCUAUGCCCGACGAUGAUGUCCCCCCCGCCAAGCGGACGCAGGUACCUAGAGCCUGUCAGCGCUGCAAGACGCUCCGCCGAGGCUGUAACGAGUAUCGGCCGUGCAGAAGAUGUGUGGAUGCAGGUCUAGGAGAUCGCUGCAUUGGACAGUCCGGCGCUCCGAGCAUUCUCCAGCCUAUCCACGGCCAUUACUCGGUACCGUCCAAUGCACCUGUUGAGGCGCUGCAUCGACUCAUUGAGCUUGUACCGGCUCAGGUACUCGAUCAUUGUGUUGAGCGCUUCUUUGCACGGCUUUACCCUACUAUUCCUAUUCUGACUCGCGAUUAUGUCGUGCUGCUUAGAUCGGCGUCAUCGUCGGCGACGCCUGAAUGGAGACUUGAGGCUUACUCUGUCCUUGUCGCCAUGUGCGCGCAGGUUCUCCUCCAGACAGAAGAGCCAGAGAAUUUACUGUCGCAAGGCAUCAUCGCUGAGAAUAAUGCGACAUACGGUUCAAUGAUCGUGGAUCAAGUCGUCACUGUCCAUCAAUCAACCCCCCGCACAAUGAAACCAACCCUUAACCAAUGCCUCCUCGCAUUCUUCCUCUACGCCUGCCAAGCGCGUCUCUCGCACCACAGUCAAACAUUUCUCUUCCUGCGCGAAGCAACAACACUAUUCUGUCUCCUGCGCCUCGAGGACAUGGACCAUUCCGCAAAGGCGUUAGCACACCGACUAUUCUGGGUCCUUGUCGUAUCAGAGCGAUCUCACGCCAUCCGAUAUCGCCGCCCCAUCACAUUACAAAUAACCGACGAGGCCCCAGAAAUCGACAUGAACGAUCCUUCGCUUUCUGGCUUCUGGAGUCUUUCGGCGCUUUUUAGACCCAUCGAUACUUCGUUUGUUGCGCUGCUGAAUCAGGAGCGCUUUGCUAUCUCACCGCCUCUUUCGUCGCUGGAUUUCGUGGAGACGGCUGUUAAUACGGCUAUAAAGCCUGAUUUGCAACUUCAUGAAACACAGAAAGCGAAUCUGAGAAUAACACAGCUGUGGCUACGGAUGAUUGUAUGGAAGUUGCGCCUUCGACUGGGUCAUCUCAGUGAAAACGCGCACCAGCAUAGUCUCACUUACCAAUACCCUCUAGUCGUUGCCAAGGAUCUCACGCUCUCAACGCGAGAUCUUUCCAUCGACAGUAUAAAGAUCCACGGCAUUGGAGUAACAGAGAAGCUUUACGACAUUGUCUCGGCGGUAGUUGACGUACUCGCUCGUGUACCAGUCACGCCUUCAAGUCCCCAAGGCCUUGCGAUGGGCACGUCACCUGAAGAUGACUUACUAUAUAUCCGGAACCUCAUAACCAAACUGCCGGGAGGUGCAUCCACUUAUGAGCCGCUUCUAGAAAAGCAUAUACAACAGGCACUGCCGAGUCCCGGGCCUAGCGUGGCCCACAGUAGUCCACCAAUAUCGAGAGUAAAUUCAUAA